AUGAAUUCUUCGUUUGCGUGCGUGUACUGUUUCAGCGAGCAGCGCUACCGUUCUCUUGCUGAGCUUGGUAAAACCGUGCUGAAUGGCAUUGAGUUUGGGCAAACUUUACAAGAUCGAGUGAAUGAGUUUCGUGGGCGCACAACUGAGCACCCCCAAUUUAAGAAAUUCAUCGGGCGGCGCGGGAAGCCCUUCAGUGGGGAAGAUGCAUGUUUGGACUUUCUGAAUAGACAUUUGACGUUAUUUUCUUCGGUUGAGCAAUUGGAAUUUGUUUUGCCACUUGAAUUUGCUGGAGCUUUGCAUGAGGAAACUAAGCUGGCCACUCAGACACUGCGUGUGGCGCGUGCUUUGGUAAAACAAAGCCUGGAGAGGCAUGUGAAAAGACGGCGGGUCGAAGAUUUUGUAAAUGGGACAAGUUGGCGGCGCCCUCUGCGCUUGCAUGUUCUGUCGCGUGCUUUUCAAUCCCUUUGGGGCAAAGAACCCCAAGCUGCUAUUCCACUACUGUCCUCUGGUUACUUGAAGCUACGCGUAGCCCUUCGUUUGUUCCAGCACAAUGGAGAGGUGGAUCCACGCAAGUUUUGCUUGAAUGAGGUAGAGGUCGACGGGGAUGCUGGGCAUUGGGCGCUUCAGAGAAAGUUGCUUUCCACGGAAAACACACGCAAACAGUACUUCGUCAAUGGUGCCAUUUUGCCCCUACGUGUUUCGGCCGUAUCAACGUGCCUCCUGCUGAACCUUCAUGAUCUCUCCCCUUUGUUCGACCCCGUGCAACUGGAAGUAGCCAAAAAUUUGACAAGCGUUGACGCCACAGGUGCCUUUGAGGAUUACAUUCGAAGCGCCCUGCGCGCAGUUAUGUUCAUUCACACAACGCGCAGGUAUGAAUAUUCUUCGUGUCUAAUUGGGUGCAAGCUCUUGGAAGAGGCAGACUUGGUGGCAAUUUUGGGCAGGCAGCAUCUCUGCUCUGAGUCGUUGCGUCGUCGCUUGACAAGCGAAGGCCGGAUUCCGCUUGGGCAAUCGUCGGUUGUUGCGGUAAUGUUAGGCCGUUCGAACAUUUUGGGAACCCUUCCCGGGAGGGAGUAUCAUGAUGUUUUUGAGCAGUGCGUUGGCUUUGUGAUUGAUGCUUUCGAUGAACAUCGCCAACCCCGACCAGAAAUUACUGACAACAUAGUCCUGGACAAAGUUUGGGCGUCCAUGAGGUGCAUCGCUGGGUUCGGCGCCGCUGGGAACGUUGCGGAGGAUGAUGGAGCUUCAAGGUGCAAAGAGAAGCUUGGGAUUUUGCGAGAGCAUGCUGCGCAGCUGUGGGAGGCAGUGCUUCAAGACUGUUCAGGGUGCACCGUUUCAUACUGUGGCAGGUCCGCACCUGUUGACGGUCUGGAUUUUCCAGCUGUUCAGGACAACUUGUGCAAGGUUACAGAAAUGUUACAAAGCACAACAACUGGAAGAUUGUUUGGAAAAGGACGGCAAAAGGCUUUGCGGGCAUUGGAUGUGGAGAUGGGACAUUCAGGCAGCGAAGAGGAGUCUGAGGACGCAUCGGGAACAGCUGUCACCGUCAGCAACGUUGAGGACUUGCGUUCUCGGGUUUUCAUUGCCAAAGUGCUGGUGCAUCUCAGAGACUGGGAGAUACUUAGUUUGGAAUUCUCAACAGGUUGGAAGACCAUGGCUGACUUCGGCAUGACGGACUGUCGCAACCAAGCGCGUUGCUUGACACCUGACGACCUGGAAAUCGUGGACACAAGCAGCAUCAGUGGCAAUGUGUGCAGAGAUGUGUGCCCUGCCUUCCAGAAUAUUCCAGAAUACUCUUUGUUGACAGAGCGCGUGCAUGUGCAGUUAGCAUCCUGUAGAUUUGUGUUGAAGCUUAGGCCAUGGGAUCAUGCCUGUUCACCGGAGCGAAGUUAA
Messenger RNA from Cladocopium goreaui, 1890 nucleotides. NCBI's taxonomy places the organism in Eukaryota, Dinophyceae, Suessiales, Symbiodiniaceae. The record is from the annotation of a GenBank genome assembly.